AAACUUUCCAACAUUGAAACUUUCACCACAACUCCAAACAGCAAAACAAAACACCAUUUCAACCUUCAAAAGGCUCCCUCAGGUUGGCAGUUUCAAGCACAAACGCGUGGAGAAGAUCAACAACGUUGCUUAGUUAGAAAGGAACGUUUGUAGGAAGAGGACGAAGAAGCAUUUUGUCGAAUUAGCUGGCUUUGCAUACACAUUAAUAUCGUCAGUUUGAAGGCAGCUCAUAGUCACCAUCAGUUAUCGUUGCAUCAAGACCAGUCCUAGUUUACAAUGUCAUGGUUAUUUGGCUCUAAGAAGGAGGAGACGCACACGGAGAGCGGUGCUGUGUCGUCAGGGAUUGACCCGAAGCUGGGGUUUGACCCAUCCCAGAUCUCUAGCGUCUCUCAAAUCAUAUCAGCACCAGGCGGGCUGGACACCUCGAGAUUGCAUCCGCUUGCCGGUUUAGAGAAGGGGGUUGAGUUCAUGGACCUGGAGGAUGAGGAGCUGACACACAUGGAGGGCGCUCAAGGCUUGAUUCCUUCUCGUGGUUGGACCGAUGACUUGUGUUACGGUACAGGUGCGGUGUAUCUCCUUGGUUUGGGUCUCGGUGGUUCAUAUGGGUUCUUUGAAGGUUUACAGAACAUCCCGGCCAAUGCUCCGGGGAGACUGAGACUGAACACGGUGUUGAAUCAUAUCACCAAGCGUGGUCCAUUCCUCGGUAACAACGCUGGUGUCUUGGCCUUGACUUAUAACCUCUUCGACUCUGCUCUCGACGCCUUUAGAGGCAAGCACGAUAUCUAUAACUCUGUUGUCGCAGGUGCCCUUGCAGGUGCGCUGUUCAAGUCCUCGAGAGGCCUGAAACCAAUGGGUUACGCAAGUGUUCUCAUGGCUGGUGCUGCUGCUGCAUGGACUGGUGUGAAGGGUGUUCUAUUGGGUCAAUAAAGGGUCUAUAAGGCGUGGGGUGGAUUUCGAUUAAGCUUGUACAUAUACGUGUAUUAAAAGAGAAGAGAGAAGAAUAAGAGUAAAUGUUUAAUACGCAGUCUUUUGAACUAUGUAGAUAUCUGUUGUCUCUUUGGAGGAAUGGCACUGUUUUCCUCUUCGUCAUCAAUCUUGUGCUUCUUGCCCUGCUCACUCUUUGAAUCAAGCAGUUUUAGCAUUUCACGUAUAUCGUCAUAUGUCUUUGCUUUUAUCAUCACCUGAUACCAUGACUCCUUUCCUGGGACCAUUCUCGUUAACAUGUACUUGGAAUUACCAAAGAAGUUGUC
Messenger RNA from Williopsis jadinii, 1250 nucleotides. It is a transcript of the gene TIM23, whose product is annotated as protein transporter TIM23. NCBI's taxonomy places the organism in Eukaryota, Fungi, Ascomycota, Saccharomycetes, Phaffomycetales, Wickerhamomycetaceae. The record is from RefSeq and is a predicted model, not a curated record. Gene Ontology annotation, biological process: protein import into mitochondrial matrix. Gene Ontology annotation, molecular function: transmembrane protein transporter activity. The coding region runs from base 277 to 927 and encodes 216 amino acids. Gene Ontology annotation, cellular component: mitochondrial inner membrane; TIM23 mitochondrial import inner membrane translocase complex. The transcript has a single exon.